Molecule: messenger RNA, 3069 nt
Organism: Phytomonas sp. EM1
Lineage: Eukaryota; Euglenozoa; Kinetoplastea; Trypanosomatida; Trypanosomatidae
Source: the annotation of a GenBank genome assembly
AUGAGCUUUUCAGGGUUAGUUCCGGACGACAUCUGUGGUGCGUCCACCGUACACCCCCCACCAUUGGCAAUAACGGUGCCGGCUUACCAUUUGGAGGAUCCCUUUCCCUCGCGCGAUGACGUGCCCUACCCAGAGGAGGUGCACUCCCCCAUUAUCAACACCACGAUUAUACAGAAAGCGAACUACCCCACCCCCGAGGCGGCGCGCAUCGCCGAGAAGGCUCUGCGCACCGCCAAGACGUACUAUAAACUCUUCUUCGACGCGGCGGAGGAAAAAAGAGGAGGCGAGCGGCGGGAGUCCAAAAAGGCGCGCUGCGUCGCGGAGACCCCGAUGGUGGAAUUCCCCGCCGCGAUUCCGAACCACACGCGGGCGGAGAAGUGCAAUGGGGCGCCCUCCACGAACGACCACAAGGCCGCGUCGGAGGAUUCCGACGAGGGCUCCUCCCCGCUUCAGGUGCAUGAUACCCUUUACCACACCUUUUUCCCCCCCAAGCUCAGCAAACGCCAGCGAGAGGCGAUCACGCGACGCAUCAUCGGCCGCGAACCCCGGCCGUUCAGCAAAUUCGUCUGGCGGAAGUUGAGCCCGCGGUGGGAGGGGAGCGGCAGCCCCGGCGGGCGCGCCCUCCUCGCGAUGCCGAAGCUGUCGUUCACGACCUCGCCCCGCCCGUCGCUGCCCUCGCCGGCGGCGGACGCCUCCUUAGGGUGGGGGGAAGAGGGGGAAGGGGGGCGGGCCUCGCUCCUGCCGCGUUUCACCGCCCGUGAGCGGGAUCAAGACGGGGCGAAACCCCCGUCCUCGUCCUCGCCGGGAUUCCCGACGAUGGAAGGGACGCUGUCGUCGAUGGAGGGGCCGGAGUGGGCCGCCCCACGGCGGGAUUUUCGCGCGCUCGCCACGGUCGACCCGGCGCGCGAGGCCGCCUGCGGGCGGGUGUUGGAUCGCUCGACCUACACGAUCCCCGCCUCGCAGCAGGGGCCGGAGUAUUUCAGCCGCCACGUCCGCGAGAGCGGGGGGAAAACGCUGAUCGUCGUGAUGGUGGGGCUCCCCGCGCGUGGGAAGACGUUUCUCGCGCAGAAAAUCUGCCGUCUUCUGGGCUGGCAAGGGACGCGGGCGAAGGUGAUGAACGUGCAGGUCGCGUGGAGUGAGGUGGUGCGGCGGUGGGAGGCCGCGCAGGCGUCCGCGGCCGCUUCCACGCGACCCCCCCCGACGGAUGCGCAGCCCAAGCGAUCCACCUCCUCGGCGUCGUCGGCGUCGUCCUUUCCGUUGGGGUCGUCAUCCGUAGGGAGGGGGGAAUCGGGGACGGCCUCGGAAACGACCUCGUGGCGAUCCGGACGGGCGCACCGGGGGAAUUCGAAUUCAACCACCACCACCACCACCGCCCCGCUGCGGUUUAGCGCCCCUGCUUUUCACAACGCCGUGAGCGAUCCGCACCUCCGGCACGCGGCGAACGAUAUCGACGAUUCCGUGUUGAUGGAGGCGUUUGGGAUCGGCCCUGGUGCGGGCGCGGCGGGGUCUCUGGAGCUCCCCCAAGCGGCCGGAGCCGGGCGCGCGAAACCGGCGGAAAAGGACGCGAUCCUCGAGGAGCGGGAAAGGGAAAAAGAAAGAGAAAAGACGAAGGAAACAGAGAAAAAAGUCGACGGCCGGGGGGCGUACCUCCGGGUGGACCACUUUCGGCGGCUUCUCUGCGAGCCUGAAGGGGUGGAGCGGGGGAUCUAUCGCGACGUCUUGGCGUGUUUCGCCGAGGAUUGCCGGGAGUUUUUUAGUCAAGGCGGGCAGGUGGUGCUGAUCAACGACGACUUCGUAACGGAGGAGAUGCGGCGGGAGGUCGAGCGGCUUUUCCGGCCGCUUGCGGAGCAUUACAUGUACAUGGAGGUGCUCCGCGAUGAGGGCGUGAGCAGGCGGUUUAACGUGUGCAAAGUACGCGAUCCGAGGGAGUACCCGAGGGAUUUCAUCUCCCGCCGGGAUGCGAUGCGCGAUUUCGAGAAACGCACCCGGCUCCUCAAGAGCCUCUACGAGCCGUUGGAGGAUGGGGCCGCCGCGAACACCUCCACCCCUACCACCCCGUUUUCCCCCCCCUCACGGUGUUAUCUGAAAGUUCGCAACUCCAACGUGAUCGAAUCGCACGGCCUUAGUGGGUACCUGGCGAGCCGGAUCGUCUUCUUCGCGAUGAACCUCUCCCAGACGAGGAUGCAGCACCCGAUCUACUUCAUCCGACAUGGGGAGAGCUGCUACAACCUGGAGAAUCGGGUCGGGGGGAAUCCUCUUCUCACCGAGCAGGGGAUGCGCGACGCCUCCGCGCUGCUGGAGUUCCUGAGCUCGCUCAAAACCCACCUCCGGCGGAUCGACGCGCUCCGACAGCGCUAUCGCCGUCGAAAGCGCCGUCAUCGGGCGGAAAAAGCGCGGGAGGUGGAAGCCGAAAGGCAGGGAGCGGAGGAACGAAGAGGAAAAGGCGGCGCGAUCGCCGUGGGAUCGCGCGAGACGACCUCGGAGGAUUCCACGGCGCCCCCACUCGCGCGCCCGCGGCGCUCCCGCACGCACACCCUCGAGCUCUGGACGAGCCAACUGCAGCGCGCGAUUCAGACGGCGGAGCUGGCCGAGCGCCUGUUGAACCUUCCCACCCUGCGCUGGAGCCGCCUGAACGAAAUCCACGCCGGGGUGUGCGAGGGGAUGACCUACGCCGAGGUCCUCGCGCAGUACCCUUUGAUCGACACGUUUCGCCGCAAAAGCAAGUACACCUUUCGCUAUCCGGACGGGGAAAGUUAUCAGGACCUCGUCGCCCGCCUGGAGCCGAUUAUUCUCGAAUUGGAGAACACCGAUCGGGUGGUGGUGGUGGUGGCCCACCAGGCCGUCCUCCGCUGCCUCCUCGCAUACUUCGGCAGCACCUCCGCGCAGAGCAGCGUCUGCCUCCCCGUCCCCCACCGCACUGUCUGGCGUUGCGGGUACGACUCGAAGGGGAUCGCGAGCCUCGAGGAGCUCCGCCUCGACGACUCCACCGCGGGGCUGCCGCCGGGGAGGCUCGACUUCGCGAACCCCACCGAACCCCACGACGAGAAUCCCCUCAACGGCGCCACGUGA